Pipistrellus kuhlii (Kuhl's pipistrelle) is the source of this 594-nucleotide messenger RNA. RefSeq names its product chromosome unknown C5orf58 homolog (gene CUNH5orf58). The transcript is spliced from 3 exons. Lineage: Eukaryota; Metazoa; Chordata; Mammalia; Chiroptera; Vespertilionidae. The record is from RefSeq and is a predicted model, not a curated record. The coding region runs from base 275 to 529 and encodes 84 amino acids.
UACAGCUGCCAUUCCAGCUGUGGCACGCAGGGGCUUGUGGGUGGAUGCCACGUGUGUUUUAUUCGUUGUCCUGAAAACUAAAAUGUUGCUUCCUUUGCAGUGGCUCUGCAGUGAGCGUGAGGAAUCGGAUAAAUCCCUCUGACUCAGGGAAAGGAGGAGGCAAAGAAAUAACUGUUUUCAAAGACCUCUAACCGCCCACCUUGCAACGUUGCUGGCGUGGGGUGUGCUGACUGCUGACUGCGGCUUCUUUUUCAAGUGUUUUUGAGAGAUUUGAAUGGCUCAGAUGUUGAACAGUGAUGUUUCUGACCAUGGGCUAAAUGUGGAAGCCAUAAUUAAAAAUAUUAAUACAAUUUCUUUGGAGUUGAAGAAGAUGAAAGAGCACUCCCAGUUACUGCUUUGUGACCUUACUCUACAUUUUAAUCACCCUGUGAAGACGGAUGACUUCAAGGAAACAGAAAGAAGCAAGCCCCUCUUUGAAGAGUUUAAACUAUCAGAUGUAUCCCUUGCUUCUAGCCGUUUUUCUUCCUAAUUUCUUACUUAUCUGUUGUGAAUUUAUAACUGUAUGUAGUGUUGAAUUAACAAGUAUCUUGGAGA